AACCUUCAAAAAGAAUGAAUAUGCCAUGAAUGGCUACCUGUAUUAUUGACAUUGCUGUGCUACUGUAUGUAUUUUUGUUUAGAAAGCACAACGUGUUUAAAGGAUAUCCACAAUUUCCUUCAAUAUAUGGAGGGCAUGCUGUGAGGACAUGGAAGAGGAAAAUGCAACAUUGCUGACAGAGUUUGUUCUCACAGGAUUUUUAUAUCAACCACAGUGGAAAAUACCCCUGUUCCUGGCAUUCUUGGUAAUAUAUCUCAUCACCAUCAUGGGGAAUCUUGGUCUGAUUGCUGUCAUCUGGAAAGACCCUCACCUUCAUAUCCCAAUGUACUUACUCCUUGGGAAUUUAGCUUUUGUGGAUGCUUGGAUAUCAUCCACAGUGACCCCAAAGAUGCUGAAUAACUUCUUAGCUAAGAGUAAGAUGAUAUCUCUCUCUGAAUGCAAGAUACAGUUUUUUUCGUUUGCAAUCAGUGUAACCACGGAAUGUUUUCUCUUGGCAACGAUGGCAUAUGAUCGCUAUGUAGCCAUAUGCAAACCUUUACUUUAUCCAGCCAUUAUGACCAAUGGACUGUGCAUCCGGCUAUUAAUCUUGUCAUAUGUAGGUGGUAUUCUUCAUGCUUUAAUCCAUGAAGGAUUUUUAUUCAGACUAACCUUCUGUAACUCCAACAUAGUACAUCACAUUUACUGUGACACUAUCCCAUUGUCUAAGAUUUCUUGUACUGAUUCUUCUAUUAAUUUUCUAAUGGUUUUUAUUUUCUCAGGUUCAAUUCAGGUAUUCAGCAUUGUGACUAUUCUUGUAUCUUAUACAUUUGUUCUCUUCGCAAUCUUAAAAAAGAAAUCUGAUAAAGGUGUAAGGAAAGCCUUUUCCACCUGUGGAGCCCAUCUCUUCUCUGUCUCUUUAUACUAUGGACCCCUUCUCUUCAUUUAUGUGGGCCCUGCAUCUCCGCAAGCAGAUGAUCAAGAUAUGGUGGAGCCUCUAUUCUACACUGUCAUCAUUCCUUUGUUAAAUCCUAUCAUCUACAGUCUGAGAAAUAAGCAAGUCACAGUUUCAUUCACAAAAAUGUUAAAAAAACAUGUUAAGGUUUCAUACUAAUAUCCUUUCUCUAAUUACAAAAAUAGUCACAAAAUUAUGCAAGUUAGAGGUACCUAUGUUGUUUCCAGUGUUCAAACAUUUUUGCAAGUACAACUGUUCUAGCACUUUAGUGAGCUAAUGUUUUAGUACCUAAUAAACUAAUCGCAAUAUGUCUAUAUGUUAUUCAAAAGCAUUCAAGAAAUUUUCAUACUGUUCAUAAUAGAAUAAUGACUGUAGAAAUCAAAUAAAACUAUUUAACAGUUGUAUAUGUUAUUCAAUGUGCAUUUAUAAAUGCAUUAAUUGCUAAAAUAGCCUAGUUUAUCAUAUAAGGACUUGAGUAUGAUGGUUUUGAUACUAAUACUACUGAAUUACCUGCGAUAUCCAUCAUAUACCAUAACUGAGGCAGAUUUGUUUUUGAGUGAACAGAGGUAAGUCCCAAUGAUUCUGCUAACCAUCAAGGUCUUCCAUUUCAUUAUAUUAGGAAAGGGUGAAUUCUGUUUCUUGAAGGAAGUCAACUCGCAGGUCAGACAGAAAUGGAAAUGCAAUGAGAAAAAUAAAAAUAGAAGGAAUGAACAGUGAAGGCACUGCCAUAGUGUAAGAGCAUGCUCUUAACUCUAUGUGCUCGUAUGAGUAAGAAGAGGCAAGCUGCCUCUCACUUUCUAGGAUGGCUUCUAAGGCCCUUCCCAGCUAUGAUUAUAUGAUUUUAGACAACCUGGAAGCCUUCCCUAAUUCAGGAAAUUAAAAGAUUAAAUAGAAUAACUGCAUUUGGAGUAGACAUAGAGAAGAAAUAAGUAUCAUAAAAGAAAGAAAGUGGUCUUAAUGUUUUUAUGAUGAAGCUACCAAGAUGUGUAAAAAUCAAUAAUAUUGCAAGGUUGUUGGAAUGUGUUGUUAUCAACAAGAAGUUUUAAAUGCCUGUCAUGUAAGUUCAAAUAAUGUUAACAUGAUACGACAUCAUGGUGCCCAGCAAGAGGAAGCAAAAACAAAAAAAUGAGGUAAGAUUUUGGAGAUUUUUUGCCUCGGAAAGUCAUUGAUUGUUAACCUUCUUAACACUUCUUGUACUUCAAGUAUGUUAAUCAUCUUUCUACCAGUCCACCCUCUCCUUCAUCUUUCAAUACUGAAAUUCCUUUCACAUUCUCACUGAUACUAUUGAGGUCCCUAGCAUAAAAACUACUCACAUGUAGUUUUGCAAACCUCUAGUUACUUAUUUCCUCCAUCCUUCUAACAGUCACUCACUUCCCCAAAAUGGCUGUUAGAUUGUUUUUUCAAAUGGAACUCUAACUAAUUAUAUCCCUCUUCAAUUCCUUUUGUUAGAUUGUCAUUGCUACCAGAUUAUAUGCAUGUAUGUUUUAGGUAUCUUAUAUCUAUAUGUAUACAUAUGCAUAUGUUUAGUUUUUCAUAUGUAUACAUAGUGAUACAAGAUAUAUAUUAGUACUUAUAUAGUUAAAAUACAAAUGUAGCAGCAUUAGAAUUUAGAGUUUAUCUGAGGAGACUCGAUUUAUUUUGCAACACCAGAUUGCAUGUGGUAUGGGGAUUUCCUGAAGGUGCAAGAGAGGAGAUAAAGGCUUUUACAGGGCAAAUGUGAAAGUAUGGCAAAAGUAAAGAUUGUAUUGGUUAAAGUGGAGCAGUAGUGUUAUUUUGAUCAUUCCAGUGGAAAAUUCCUAGUUAGAAAUUAGCUGGGGUUUUUGGUUGGUUAAAGUUAACUUUUGUUUUACCAUUUACAAUGAGUUGGAUUCCUGUUUGCUUAGGUACAAACCCACUUUGCUGGACCCACGUCAGCCUGAUAUACUUUUAUUUAAUUAUUUUAACUCAUUAUGGUCAGCCUCUCAUUAUGGGAUAUUGACUAAAACUCAGGCAUACUUGCACUCUCUGUGGCCAGCACAGCUGGUUUGUCUUUGUCUCAGCAUGGAACUCAUAAGUUACAAUGUCUGGUCUCUUACAGAAGUGUUUCUUUUAUGGACACUUCGUUUUUGUUAUUCUAAUCAUAGUGAGAAAAUCUGGCACAGUGUAGUGGCUACAAACUUGUAUUUAAAACUCUUGAGAGAAUACAACACACCAAGAAGAUGACAAUGACUAUCACAAACAUAGUACCAAGGGACUGGGGUAUGCUCCAUAGCCAAAGUACGUAUGAACAAAACCAACUGAAAUAAACCAAAUGAAAAUAAUAAAAGGUUAAUGGUUAAAACUACCUAUAAGCUUAGCAUGUGAGCCAGAGGGCAGUUAGUUGAGAAGACUUUUAGAUUUAAGCUCAAAGCAUCUUUAGAUGAUGAAAUAAAAUGGCAGUUGCAGUCUGAUAAUUUUUCUGUUUUUUAGUCUGAAUGUCUUUUGUCAUGUCAUUGAAUGUUUGGUGAACUUCCUGAGUGGGACACUAAGCAUCAUGCAUGAAGAUUAUCCUCUGACAUUUAUAUCAAGUUGUCCAGCCCUAGCUUGUAGCGCUUCAGGAAUAGGACAGUUUCUAAGUAGAUAAUAAAACAUCAAAGACAAUGGACAGAACUGGAAUUUAAUUAUGGGUGCGCUAUAUUUUUCUACUGAAACAUGAUUUUUCCCUCCAUAAUCAGGCCAUUUCUUUCAAAUGUAAUUAUAGUAAGACUAAUUUAUUUACCAACUAGAUCUACCCUCAUUAAGCUUCAAGUGAGUAUUUACAUAAGUGCAAGUUGGAAUAGGAAUUGAUCAUCUCUUUUUAAGAAGGCCUCAUUACGACCUUUACUAAAUAAUCUCCGAUUAGACUUUAAAGUUUCUUCAAGCUAUAAAGUCACACCAACAACAUACCAUUAGUUUCACCUGCAACACUGAUACAUUUAGGUAAACUCCCCUGUACUCAAAAAGGUCCUAAAAGUAUAUUUCAGUUCCUGGGCCUUCCAGAGAGUAAGGUCUUUCUUCCUCUUUACCAAUAUGGCUAGAAAGCUUGUGAGCAGCUAUCAGCCCAGAUUUUCUAAAGGAACUGGCUGUAGUUAUUUUUCUGAUACCUGCAAAUCUCAUAUUAAAAUUUGAUUCCAAAUUCUGGAGGUGUCGAAGAUGGGAGGUGUUUGGGUCAUGGGGGUCGAUCUCUCAUGAAUGCCUUGGUGCCAUCAUCAUAGUAAUAAGCAUGUUCUUACUGUCUUAGUUCCCAUGAGGGCUGGUUGAUAAAAGAGCCCAGCACUCCACUCUCUCUCUUUCCUUUCCUCUCUCACCACGUGAUCACCACACUUGCCAGCUCCACUUCGCCUGCUGUCAUGAGUGAAGUAGGCUGAAGCUGUCAUCAGAAGUGGACAUUUAAGCCUUGUUUUCUGUAUAGCCUGCAGAAUUGUUCUCCAAACAAACACCUUUUACUUAUAAAUUACCCAGCCUCAAGAAUUUCUUUAUUGCAACACUAAAUGGAAUGAGGCAGGGCUUAAUUGGAUGCAUAAAGUCAAUUCUUAGUUUCUUAAAAUUCUCCAGUCAUAUCUAAUUUUAUGCACAUUCUCCAAUGUGACAUUCCAGUCACAGUAGUGGUAAUAUAACCAUAAUUAUGUUAUAUUGUAAUAACAGAUUCUGAUUAAAAUUUUGCAAAUACCUAUAUUGCAAUCAAAAUAAAAAUGCUCAAUGAUGAUUUCUGAAUUCUGGAGAGGUCAGCUAAGGAGAAGAAGGUAAACGUAUUAAUUCUGUUUACAAAAGGUAUACUUGGCCAGAUUGUUUGCAAAGUUUCUUUAAUUCUGGUCUCGUGUUGUGUUUCUAACGUUAUCAGAAAUCUUUACUUGUCAGAGCCUUUUCCGCAAAUCUGUUGAGAUUAGACAGAUACUUUGCAUACAGGGAUGUUUCCUUUAUGUUAUUUAGUGGUAUUUAUUACCACACAUUAACUAGAAUUCUAAACUCUUAGUAACUUUCUUUUCUGGGAUAGAAGCGAUUGACAAAUAUACAUCACACCGGCAUUUUACAGAUUGGCAAAUCUACGAAUAUACAAUUUCAUAAUUCCUAGAAGUAUGUGCUUUCCCAUUAUAUAAUUUUUCAGUGUGCCACAGGACAUGUUGAACACAAAUAUGAACACAAAAGUGAACCCAAAUAUCUUUGUUUCUUCUGUAAUAAGAAGUCCAAAAUAGAGAAGUGUAUGUUCAGCAAUUAGUCUUUUAAAAAAAUGUUGUUUGGAAAUAAUCCAGAUAUUCAAUGACUAUUGAUAAUUUAAUCAACUGUGUGAAACUCUAAGGGUUUAAUUUACCACAGAGAAGUGGGAAGGUAUUUUUAAGUAGACUUCUUAUUAAACAUAAUUAUGGUUUAAAAGUUCAUUUAUAAACGUAUAUUGUACUUACAUCUAUUUAAUUCACUUAUUCUGAAUUGUUUGGUUUACUCAUGAAAAUUUCAUAAGACAUUAGACACAGCCAGUCAUCGUUUCAAAUUACUUUCUUGUUAACUACAUUUACAGCACGUUUAUGUCAGUGUAGCAGGACGAGCCGUGGGCAAAACCCCUCAGACACCGAGAUAGUGAAGGGAGUGGCUUUAAUCAGAUGGGAGCAUCGAUAGGCUAGCGUCUUAAAAUCCGAGCUCGUCAGGUGCUCAACUUCUGUCCCUUUUAAGGGCUCACAACUCUAAGGGGGUCCGCGUGAGAGGGUCGUGAUCGAUUGAGCAAGCCAGGGGGUACGUGACAGGGGCUGCGAGCACCGGUGGUCAGAGUGAAACAGAACAGAACGGGAGGUUUCACAAUGUCCUACCAUACGAUGUCUGGAAUCUAUAGAUAACAACAGUUGCUAGGUGAGGGGUCGAAUUUUAACAACCAGGCUUAGGUCAGGCAGGCCCAGGCCUGGUUUCGGGUCUGGUUCCUAGACGCCAGGCUACCUGCCUUUAGUUUCACUUCUCUUUCCUUUUCUGAGUAUAAAACAAUAUAAAACAAUAUGAGAGGGUCUCUCUCUUCCCUCAUCAGUCAGUCAUCAUAAAAGCAAAAAUCUAAAAGUCAAAUAUGUGUUUUUUUGUUUUAUUGCCGUGC
Homo sapiens (human) is the source of this 5999-nucleotide messenger RNA. RefSeq names its product olfactory receptor family 5 subfamily H member 1 (gene OR5H1). The coding region runs from base 149 to 1090 and encodes 313 amino acids. The record is from RefSeq and is marked validated. NCBI's taxonomy places the organism in Eukaryota, Metazoa, Chordata, Mammalia, Primates, Hominidae. Gene Ontology annotation, biological process: detection of chemical stimulus involved in sensory perception of smell; G protein-coupled receptor signaling pathway. Gene Ontology annotation, molecular function: olfactory receptor activity; G protein-coupled receptor activity. Gene Ontology annotation, cellular component: membrane; plasma membrane. The transcript has 2 exons.